Messenger RNA from Thamnophis elegans (Western terrestrial garter snake), 7074 nucleotides. RefSeq names its product rap1 GTPase-activating protein 1-like. Gene Ontology annotation, biological process: activation of GTPase activity; regulation of small GTPase mediated signal transduction. The transcript has 21 exons. The record is from RefSeq and is a predicted model, not a curated record. Gene Ontology annotation, cellular component: cytoplasm. Bases 7 to 2019 code for a protein of 670 amino acids. NCBI's taxonomy places the organism in Eukaryota, Metazoa, Chordata, Lepidosauria, Squamata, Natricidae. Gene Ontology annotation, molecular function: GTPase activator activity.
UUUGAAAUGAUUGAAAAAAUGCAGAGAAGUCGUUUGGAUGAGCAAAGAUGUUCACUUCCAGCCACACUCAAGAGAGAAGAGGAAUACAUCCCAUACCCCAGCAUCCAUGAGGUAUUACAGAGGGGCUGGCCAUACCCUCUAAUCAUCUUACCACAGUUUGGAGGUUACUGGAUUGAAGGGACCUCUCACAGCCUUCCUGUAUCAGGCCCUGAAUUGCAAGAUUUGCCUUCUCCUUGCAGUGGCAAAGUGAGGUUGGAGUGCGAUCCAACAGCAAAGCUGUACCGCAAACACUUCCUGGGAAAGGAGCAUCAGAAUUUUUAUGCCAAUGAUUCAGCUUUGGGCUACUUGGUUCUUUCUGUGAAGUAUGAACAGGUUGAAGGGCAAGACAAUCUUCAUCUGUUGCUGAGAGCUCGAACGUCUACCAAGCAUGAUCUCAUCCCCAUCUCCUGCCUGACAGAGUUUCCUAAUGCUGUCCAAAUGGCCAAGCUGCUCUGUGAAGAUGUGAAUGUUGACCGCUUCUUCCCUGUGCUGUAUCCUAAGGCUUCCCAACUCAUUGUUGCAUUUGAUGAACAUGUCAUCAGCAAUAACUUCAAGUUUGGUGUCAUCUACCAAAAAUUUGGGCAGACCACAGAGGAAGAAGUCUUCAGUAAUACAGAAGAGAGUUUAGGCUUCUUAGAGUUUUUAGAUCUCCUAGGCGAUAGGAUCCAGCUGCAGGAUUUUCGUGGAUUCCGAGGUGGACUGGAUGUUACAAGAGGUCAGACAGGAACAGAAUCCAUCUACACAAAUUUCCGGGGCAAAGAGCUCAUGUUCCAUGUCUCUACAAUGUUGCCUUUCACAGAGGGAGAUGCCCAGCAGCUCCAACGCAAGCGCCACAUUGGGAACGAUAUUGUGGCCAUUGUCUUCCAAGACGAAAAUACUCCUUUUGUGCCCGAUAUGAUCGCAUCAAAUUUUCUACAUGCCUAUAUGGUGGUGCAACUCCACCACAAUGCCAGUGGAGAGACACUGUACAAGGUUUCUGUGACUGCCCGUGAUGAUGUUCCCUUUUUUGGACCCCCUCUUCCAAAUCCAGCAGUAUUCAAAAAGGGCACAGAGUUCCGUGAAUUUCUUCUGGCAAAGCUUAUCAAUGCAGAGUAUAGCUGUUACCACGCUGAGAAAUUUGCCAAGUUGGAAGAUCGCACCCGCAGUGCACUUUUGGAGAGCCUUUUUGAAGAACUGCAGAUUCGUAGCCGCAGUAUGAUGGGCCUGGCCUCAGGAGAUGAGGACAAAAUAGAGAAUGGGGGUGGUGGCUUCUUUGAGAAUUUCAAGCGGGUGAUCCGAGGCCGUAGCCAGAGCCUGGACACUAUGGGGAUAGCCAUGAAGAAGCAGCAGCAGCCCCCAGCAACUCUACCCAGCCGCCCAGCUACUGCAGGCCUUGCCCUCAACCAAAGUGUCGCCGAGGGUCCCAAGGCUAUUGCUGCGUCCUUUGCCCUGCCUGGGAGAAGCCCAUCACGCAACCGAGGCAGCCGCUUCAAUGGGAGACGUAGUAGUGCCAUUGGCAUUGAGAACAUCCAAGAGGAGAAGAGCAAAGAUGUGGCUGAAAGGAUACAGAAGGUAUUGGAGAGUCCUGGGCCUUUCUUUGAUCUCAAGUCAGAUGGUUCCUCCAGUCCGAGUUCACCAGAAUUCCCUAACAGGAAGAGCAAAGGUCUCUCCAAUCAGACAUCAGGAUAUUGUGUGAUGCAGCCCCUGUCCCGUUCUUCAUCUAAUGUGAGCAGCUGUUGUAGUGGAGUCAGAGAGAAUGAAACAUCAGAGGAGGAGGAGAAUGAAGCGGAGUUAAUGUGUUCUCUUGAAGGUCCCCAGAAGCAGGAUUCCCUGGUUCAGAAUGCAUGGUUAGAUGACAGUGUCUGUACACCCAGUAGUACCAGCUCACCAGUAACUCAGCUGCUACCUUCUAGCAAUGCUGCAGGCUCCAUGGAAAAGGGGAAAAGCAGUAAAGUGGAUGCUCAACGUUACAGCCCAGCCUCCAUUUUAUGCUGUGUGUGAUGCCAUCGCUGGAGGGGUAUCUCAGUGCAUGCUGGGUAAUUCACAGGUAAUCUGCUUCCUAGGGGGUCUCAAUACCCUAGGACACAGGGGGAUAAGGGCACGUAGGGAAAAAGUGACAGGAGAAUUGGUUAUCUUUGCUAUGCUCUAUAUAUCCCACCUCUUUGAAAAACAGUCAAAUGCUGUUAAAAGUAAAGCCUGUUGGUUUUUUUAUAUUUUUUUUAGUCCUAUAAUAUCUUCCAAUUCUCCAUUUUCUCAGACUAACAAUUUGGAACAUUUUUUUGAAGUAGCCACUCAGUCCUUGCUCAACAUGGUUUGUCAGCCCACAUCCAUGUAUCUUAUCAAGGCUAACUUCAUAACUUGGCUAACUCCUUAAUACUGCAUCCUCGAUUCCCACAGUGCCCUUUUCCAGCCCAUCUCCUCUCAUUGCUGUGACUUAUUAUUUGCUGAAUCAUCACUUAGCUCACUAGCUAGUUUUGUCUGUUUCUGUCUAUUGCUGCUUUUUCACUGUCAUUGGGAGGUGUGCAUCCUUUGUGGAUUACAUCAAAUGGUUAAGAGUGGGAGAGAGGAGAAAGUUCCCAAGGGGGAGGGGAUUUUUUAAAAAUGCAAAUAUUGCAUGUAGCUUCUUCCUUAGUCUUGAUAAUGUCUUUUAACACAUUUCUCUGUUGGAACAUUACUUCUCCCCUGAGCAUUGUAGAAAGACAAGGCUUUAUUGCUCCACGAGUACUGAAUGGCUAUCAAGUCAAGAUAUUCUGACAACUUUAUAAAGAUGUUACCACAAUUAACAGGAAACCCUCUGAAUCCACCUCUGGUUGAUUACUGCCUUCUGCCUACUUAUUCCCUACAGCAUUAUCCUUAUCAAAUACAAGGUUAUAGCUUCUUGUACCUUCCCUAGCCUUGCUCUGUGGAAUAUUGUUGUCUUCUACAACAGAAUAAGUAGUCUGAUGAAGUUUUUGAGCAAUCUACAUAGCUGUUUCCUUGUAUUUCCUGUAAGAUUGAUUACGGCAAAAGUUUGUUACCAAGCCCAUGGAACUUCUUGGCUUACCAGAUUUUAAAUCAGAUUUCUCCUGUUACAUAGUAAUUUGAACAUUAUGGUUAUCCCUUUACAGACCAAAGGUGGGUUGCUGCCGGUUCAGCUGAACCGGUAGUAGCAGCGGCGGGAGGCUCCACCCACCCACCCGGAUGCUUCUGUGCAUGCGAACCCGAACCAGUAGUAAAAAAAAUAGCAACCCACCUCUGUUACAGACUACUUCAACUUGGUCAAUUACUGGACUGUUUUCCAGGACUGUUACUUUCCAAAGCUGCAAAUAUUAAAUUGGCCACCUUAUAGGAAGCUUUACUCAUCCAAUUGUGCACCUAUUCACAAAGGGUCAUUCUUUAUGAAGUUGCUGAAAAUGAUGUUUUGGCUUCCUAUCUGCUAUGAUGAAUGAUACAAGGCUUUAUGUUUAUUCAUGGCGGAGAUUGUCUCUCUUCAUUAAGCUUAUCCAUCUCAGCUGAAGUAUAGGAGGAAAAUUCAGUGAUUGCAUCUGUCCAUUAGUUGAUUCUUGGAGUUAUCUUCAUCUUUUCUCUGUAUGUAGGAUCUGCUGCUGAAGUGAGAACUCACAGCAGUUCACUUUGGAAUUCAGAGGAAACAAUGGUGGAUUCCCAGAAACGCCUCACCUGGCCCUUCUGCUUCAUUGACAGCUGCACCACAGGCAGUCAGGAAUCAGAGUCCAAAUGUGGCAUUUUACUCAUCCAUAUGUAUCAUUCCAAUUCAGCAACCUCAGGAGAGCGGAACCAAUCUAAAUCUUUAAAAAUAAGAGGGAGGGCUCUCCCAUCUGCCAUAGCUUUAGAAGCAAACAAAAGAGGAGUGCUUUUUUCUCUGUUAUUACAGCUAAAAUUUAGAUAUUCAAGAUCCCACUUGGAAGGAUUUGGGUGUCCUACAGGGCCCUUUCAAGAAGGCUGUAUUUGUGUUCAUUCUUCAGCAUGAAGGCCUCAAAAGAGGAAUAUAUCUUAGUGCUCCCAGGAUUAUACCUGGUUCAUAAGCAAAACAUCAGAACUGCAUUAUGCAGUAUAGGCAGGACACAUAGUGCCAAAGAGCAUGUGUGUGUGUAUGAGACAAAGAGCAUUUGUUUCAUUAUUCAUCAGAUUCCUCAGAUCUGUUAAAUAUUUCACUGUACCACUGCCACCCUCUUCCCUGAGUCUUUGUGCCAUCAAGAACCAAAACCUGUAAAUGUGAAUCUAUGACUCCUUGUCCAAUGCUUGUUAUGUCUGUGAUGUGUCUUGGGCUUGCAAUAAAAGACUACUGUGACCAAUUCAUUCUUGUGUGUGUGGUAUUUUUUUGUUUAAAGCUGACAAACAUCUAAGGUUUUAUUCAAAGAGGGAGACCUGGAAUCAUAAUGAUCUGUAGCUUAGUUAACACUUUAACGUUUCACCUAAAAUGUUUAAUUAUGGGAGUUCAUAAGCCCUAGUAGAAAUAUAUUCCACCAAAUAAUGCUUUGAUAAAAACUCUCAAAUACAAUAGCAGUGUGGUUUGCAUUCUUACAACCUGUAAGAAUCAUUCUCAAUAUCUGUAUCACAACAUAACAUCUCUCCUAUCCCCUGCUCUUAACAAUUGUUGUAUAUUUAAGAAUGUUAGAAGCUAUUUUAAUAUCACUAUUGUAUUUAUAGUCCUGGAGCUCGUUUUACAUGUUCAUAAAAAAAAAACCUCCAAACGUAAGUUAACUGUUCAGAAAUUAGAACAGACCUGUGGCAGAUUACCAACUGACAUUACAUUAAAAGCAUUUGCCACCAAUUUCAUAUCUUCUGUCUAUGUAAAUUAGGGUUAAGUUAUGAAAGGGUCAAUGUAUCCAAGCCCUAUACAGACCAUGGUUGGUAACCUGCAUACCAUAAGAUACCUUUGACAUCUUGUCUACUUUAUUUUGCAAAUCUUAAUUUUUCCAUUUGGAUGUUUUAGGGGCAAAAUGGCUUGAGAUACUCAUUCUACACUUUUAACUUUCCUUAACCCCCCUCCAAAAUAAGAAACAUUUUGAUCUUAGUUACUCUAGUGACAUAAUGACAUCACUAAGCAUGUUUCUUGUGGGCCCCCAGGCACAAAAAAGCAAAUCCUUGACAACAAAUUACAUAAAUUGCUUCAAUUUGCCUUGUUUCCUGGAGGGACACCUGGUAAAUAUUAGUGGAAAUGGCUCAUUUCCAUCUCCUUUUCUCAUGUAGUUACAAUAAUUAUUCUUUACUGCUCCAUUACUGUGUAUGUAUGGCAAAAAGCAGUGAAGCAUGAACAGAGACAUUUAGAGCAAUGUGAUCAAUGGGCGGACUUUUACAAGAUAGGAAAGGGGCUUAUGUAUAGUUCUUGCUUAGAGAUCACAAUUGGGAUCCACAAUCUGAAAGGAAAAAAUGAUGAGAAACUACCUUAAACUAUAAUAAUAAUGCAGUAUAUGCAAAAAUAACACCACCCAGCUUAAAAUGCCUGAGAAAACACAGUUACUUAAAUAGACCUUGAAGUUAAAGCAACCACAAAAAGCUAGAAGAAUGUUUUAUUAUUUUAGUGGUUUUUUGCCUGCUUUAUUUUAUGCAAUUGUCUCAAUUUGUUCAGACAUUUUAACAAAUCCCUUUCACGCCACUCUUCACCAACUUUAAUAUUUCAAGUAUUUUACAAAUCAUGUUCAAAUUCAAACAAAUCAUAUUUAGUUCUUCCCAAGAAAGUGUUUCUUAAACUGUCUUUGAUAAAUGAGCUGUACACUCUGCUGUUUAAACACACAAGGACCCUUACAGACCUAAAGGCUUACAUGCUGCCUCUCUGCUUUCAUGGCUUAGCAGUUUGCAUAGAGAGCUUUGUAAGAUAUAAAAUAAAGGAGUCCCUGUGGGUUUUACUCUGCUAUAGUAGCUAACUUUAGGGGGUAGCACUCAUCUCCGUUUCUAGACCACUGAGCCAAUACUGUCCAAAGAUGUUUCCAUGGUCAUGACAUCACGCAGCACAGAGCAUGCGGAAAACAAGGGGUGCUGUUACCUUUCCACUGAAGUGGUACCUAUUUAUCGACUUGCAUUUACAUGCUUUCAAACUGCUAGAUUGGCAGGAACUGAGGUAAGUGAUGGGAGCUCACUGGGGGGCGGUAUCAAACUGUUGGAGUAUAGACCUUCUCCAGAGUCUUUUAGGCCACUGAGCCACCACACCUGUUUUAUAUGAUAUAGGAGUCCUGCAAUUUGAGACCAGAAAAAAAAGCUAAGGCAGCCUUUCUUUAGCAGUCAAUACAGGUAAUAUAAUUACCAGGGGCAGGAGGAUGUUACACACAAAGUAUCUCAUCCUGUGCUAUUCUGGUAAAGCAUUCCAACACUUUUGGAAUGGGCCCCAAUUGCCCCAAAACAACUCAAUGUACAAUUCAUCUGCACCUUUGAAGAUCUCUUAACUUUAGAGAAAUAAUAAACAAGAGUUUGCAUUGUAUUUUAAAGGCUGAAUUUCAUGUUAAUCCUACUUAGCUUGUAUGUGAUACAGAAUUCCGACCAAUUUGAUUACUUUAUUAUUAUUCAGUGGCCAAUUGAAACAUGUUUACAAGCUAAAGGUUUACAAUAUCUAAGAGGAUCCUAGCCAAUAUUCCUAGCUCUGACAAUAUAAGAUUCAAACUGAAUGUUUAAUUUGGAGAAAAAAGCACUCUUUAAAACAUUCCUAUCAGUCAAAAAAAGAAGACAAUAGCUAUUGCAAGAAAAUCUGAGCAAAGAAAGCAGUGUGUAUAUAAGGCACAAAAAUCUUAGCAACCUUUUCUUUUUCUGGAACAUCUUAAUUUAAAAUUCUCCUGUAUUCAAAGAUUGUUCUCAAUUGUAUUUGAAUCAGAAAACCUCUUAACUUCCUUGAAUGGUGCAGUGAGCCAAGAUGUUUUCAUAAACCCUCCUCAUGAGUAAGUGAGAAUUCAUUCAACGCAUCCCUCAUCUCUUGCCCCUUUCCUCAAACUUUGCCUUUGCACAGAAAUGCAAAUUUGCAAAUUAUAAAUUUCUGCCUUUCAACCAAUAGAUGCCCCCAGCUAUGCACUCAAGUCACAUACCACAUGCAGUGAUUUUUAUAACUGGUUUAAUAUACCUUAUUUUUAG